Recurvomyces mirabilis is the source of this 1605-nucleotide messenger RNA. RefSeq lists its product as uncharacterized. NCBI's taxonomy places the organism in Eukaryota, Fungi, Ascomycota, Dothideomycetes, Mycosphaerellales, Teratosphaeriaceae. The record is from RefSeq and is a predicted model, not a curated record. Bases 1 to 1605 code for a protein of 534 amino acids. The transcript has 2 exons.
AUGGACCAGAUGGUUGAAAGGUCGGACAGUCAUGCGCACCAGGAUGUCAAUCCCAAGGACUUUGGCACUGCGACUCAAGUCGUGGACGAGACGAGCUCGCAGGUCUUUCCAUCAUCCCAAACACGAGAUCGUUCACCCAGACGGGCGAGUUGGCACGGCAUUGCCAUAUACACCGCCCUCUGCCUCUCAGUCGUGCCAGUUGCUCUCCUCCUCGGCUUCUCCCCAAAGCUAUCCACGGCUCUUGCCUACAACGGCUGCACCACCAACGGCGACUUUGCCCUGCCCUACAGCGCCUCGGUCUGGAGCCCAAAGUUCUUUUUCACCAUCACCGUCCCUUUCAGUGGAACCGGCGCAGCAUCUUGCGGCUACUCCUCCGACCAGAGUGCCGCUUCCGCUCGUGACGGGUACGGCUACACCGCCGUGAAAGCCAUUGACCUUGCGUGGGAUCUCCUCGUAGGGCGAGGUGGCCAGCUGGUCUUCGCGUGGAUGGCGUAUCACGUUUUCGGCGCCGUUUUGACGAAGUUGAUGCAAGAGGGGGAGGUGGGCUACGAUCUCUUUGCUUCCAUCGCGUUCCAGAGCGGGAGUGUACCAGCGCUACUGACCACUUUACGGCAUGUCCUUGGCUGGGCACCCGUACCCAGGACGAAGAGGGCCCUGGGGUUCUAUUUGGGAAUGGCCAUGGUGAUGCUGUAUAUCGCCAUGAUGCCUACGCUUCUGUCUGCCAUGACGGGUUAUACGAGCUUGUAUUUCUUUUACUUGAUCAAUAAGGGCACUUACCUGGCUGACGCAGGUGCUGUGGACUGCCGGGGCACGUUCGCACCGGCGUAUGGGAGGGUUGUCAUGCCUACUGGUAAUAACACGGAAGACUUUGUGCUUCCUUAUGAUCACUUCCCGGACUCGGACGCUACUGCACCAUGGAUCGAUUACUAUAAGCGUUACCAGGACAUCUACGCUCAAUGUCCCGAUCCAUCGAACGUCACGGCUUGUCCUGCUGCAAACGUUUCCUCGCGCAUCGACCGUAUGACAUUCGUGACAAACUACGUGGGUUGUGAUCGUCACGUCUGCGAUGACAAUGGACCUGUUACGUUCCCGCCGCCCUUUCCCAACUUCCAGACUUGGCUGAUAGGCGAUGGUCGAGCGUACACGCACUGGCUGUGUGGCGCCGACACCGUCUUCGUGCCUGUGCCUGGGCGAGAUCCAGAGGGACGGAUGGACGGUAGCGUGCUAGGCACGAACGAGACCAUAGAUGUCUUUACGUCGAUCUGCCGGGCCGGCUCGCGAUAUGCGUGGGGUUUCAGCUUCUUGCUCAGCUUCCUCACCGCCGUCUUGAAUAUCUUCGCGCUGGCGAUUCUGUGUGCGAUGUGGAUGGGUGUGAGAGGGGUGCGGUUUGAGCAGGGGACGCUGAGGGAUGCUGUGAUUAUGGUUUCGCAGGCGAAGCGGGAUCAUGGGGAGAUGGUUGGGGAGUGGAGUGCUAGAGCUUUGAGGCGGGAGGUUGAGAAGGGGAAGGUGGGUAUGACGACGAAUGAAGGAUUGCGAAGGAGAGAUCGUGAGGGGGUGAAGGAUGGGGCGCGGCGUAGGUAUGCCGAUUCUGAUGAUCAUGACUGA